Messenger RNA from Drosophila santomea, 1976 nucleotides. RefSeq lists its product as uncharacterized. Bases 234 to 1913 code for a protein of 559 amino acids. Lineage: Eukaryota; Metazoa; Arthropoda; Insecta; Diptera; Drosophilidae. The transcript has 4 exons. The record is from RefSeq and is a predicted model, not a curated record.
AUACCUAUCCACUUCCCACCUUCAACCGAUUUGGUUCAAACAGCUCAACAACUUUACUAUUUACUAGUAAAUUGUUUGUUAUUUUUAUACAACUACCACAGUCCGUACACUAGAGCCGCAAAAGUAUCCAAAUUUUGUAUACAGUUCGCGUUCCUUCUUUUGGCACUAACCACAAGUUCAUCAGAUUGUCGGACAAACGGUAACUAAUCCCCAGUACAUUGGCUGUUGCCCCCAUGGAGCAGCUCUUUGAGUUCCCGGCUCGUGCGAUGGGCCUGGGAUUGGUCCAGAUACCGCAGAUGCAGAUACCAAUCCCAUGCACUAGGGAAUACUCUCUAAAUCCAAAUGCAGUGGAAUUCGUGCCAUCUUUUCGCCAGAAAUCCGAGCCCCCAAGCCCAGUGGCCAAAACCGAGUCGACCUCAACUACAACAUUGCAGCGCACCGAGGUCGUUGGAGAUGCCGUGAAUCGUGUGGAAAAUGGGUUUUUUCCCAAGCGCCAGAUCUUUGAGCUACUUAGUCAACUGGGCGAUGAGCAAAUGCCUCUCGAGGAGAUCGCGGUGGGUGUGUUACCAGGAGGACAUGGUCUUAGUAUGACUUUCAACACCAAACAGCACGACAAGCUGCAGUCCUUGGAUCGCACUACUCCAGUAAACCACGGUCGGCAGUGCCUCCUGCUGGCUGUGGGCGAUCAGGAGAAGCUGGCCAACAGACCUGAGACCGUCCUAGUCGCCCAGUUUCUCAUCCGGGUCAACGAUCUUUUGAACGAGAAGUAUGAGUACGGUGGCGAUGCAUCCGUGUGUCCCAGGUGCACGUUGUGCUCCAAUCGCAGCUAUACGGAGCUGGAAAUCGAGAACCAAAUCGAUUGCAUAAAGGCAUUUGAGAAAUUUUUCACCUUCUCGGAAUCAACUCUCUACCAAGACUUGGUUUCUCACAACGCCUUCAAGGAGCUGUGCCACCGGCUGGGCUUGAUCGUGAGCCGAGAUCAGAUCCACGUUAAUCGAGCUUCCACAGUAGUGCCUCCACCCACGGCACAGUCCUCCAGUGUCACCGUUUGCAUGUCCAAGAACGAGAUGGCACCGAAUGUGGAGGCCAAGGCUUAUAGCGGAGAUGACGAGUCUCAUUCCAACGGCAGUGAGCUGGCCGCGAAUGGAGGUCAACACGAAUCUAUUUCGAAUGAAUAUGUGACGGGAAAGCUUUACAGAUACGAGGACUCUGAUGGAUCGCAGGUGGUCAACGAAAUGAGUGAGAAUCAACAACAUAUUGAGCCCAUGAUGGUGGAUGACUUCCAGUUGGACUUACCACCAACCACGCCGCCCAAGACCGUGGCAACCACUAGUGUGCCGGCCACCUUUCCACGGGUGUACAAGUCGGCCAAGGCCAAGUGCUCGGCUCGCGAGGCAGGAUCUAAUGGUCAACAGAGUGGCUACGGUAACAGAGCAGUCCGUUCAAUGAUGCAGCCGGCCAAGGGGUCACCCACGGCUUCACAUUGUCGGACUAUUGCAGUUGGUGGCCACCAACAAGCUGGAUCGGCUGCUCCCCGAAAGCUCCCAAUGGAUUCGUGUCCAACCGGGAUUGCCGGUAAGCAGAAUAGGUUGACUCAGGCAAAAUCAGGAUGUGUUUACCAGCCUUCUGGCAGUUUGCAAGGAGUUGCAACAGGUCGCGUCACAAAACAAGGAAAAGCUGUUACAAACGUACAAAAACCGCAGUCAAAUCAUAUUUGCAAGACGGGUAAAAAUUCUACGGCCAGUAGGAUUGCCAUAACUAAUCAAAAGCAAACCAAUGGCAACUCGCAGCGAAUGAUGCCAAGAAGCACAAACGCCUCCAUGAUGCGUCAAUCCGAGGUCAAGCGGCGCAUGAGUUUGAUGCGCGGCGACAGUGAUUUGGAUCUGCUUUAUAACGAAUAUCUCUUCAAAUGAUUUGCAAAUGCGUUAUAUGGAUUCGUUGCUUGCCUUUCAAAUAUAUUAGUUUUUCCAAUCCAA